Molecule: messenger RNA, 1003 nt
Organism: Carica papaya (papaya)
Lineage: Eukaryota; Viridiplantae; Streptophyta; Magnoliopsida; Brassicales; Caricaceae
Source: RefSeq, a predicted model, not a curated record
GGCACAGAAGAGCAGCCAGCGAAACAAUUAAAAAGCGGACGCGUAACCGAAAAAUAGGAAAGCGAAAACGGAAGGAGCGGAUAUUCGCAGGUGAUCCCGCGAGAAGAGGGAGGAGAGAGAUUUUCUAGAAUGACUCAGAAAGUCUUCUUCUCCUGGUAAAAUUCCUAAAGGAAACCACCAAUUCCGACAGGAUGAUCAACCAUAUUAACUGUGAAACCGCCUCCGAUUCCACUCCUUCUACUCCUACUGCUACCCCUUCCGAUCCGGCGCCCUCUGAUCGCCCUGUCCGCGUUUACGCCGAUGGGAUCUACGAUCUAUUUCACUUCGGCCACGCCCGCUCUCUCGAGCAAGCCAAGAAAUCGUUUCCAAACACGUAUCUGCUUGUCGGAUGUUGCAAUGAUGAAAUCACCCACAAGUACAAAGGCAAAACUGUUAUGACGGAAGCCGAGCGUUAUGAAUCUCUCCGCCAUUGCAAGUGGGUUGAUGAAGUCAUCCCUGAUGCACCUUGGGUGAUGACGCAGGAGUUUCUUGACAAGCAUAAGAUAGACUAUGUGGCCCACGAUUCUCUUCCCUAUGCUGAUGCCAGUGGAGCUGGUAAUGAUGUUUAUGAGUUCGUUAAAUCUAUUGGAAAGUUUAAGGAAACGAAGCGAACUGAUGGGAUAUCAACAUCAGACAUAAUAAUGAGGAUAGUUAAAGAUUAUAACCAGUAUGUGAUGCGUAAUUUGGAUCGAGGAUAUACAAGAAAAGAACUUGGAGUUAGCUAUGUGAAGGAAAAGAGACUGAGGGUGAACAUGAGGUUGCAGAAACUACAUGAAAAAGUGAAAGAACAACAAGAAAAAGUGGGAGAAAAGAUCCAAACUGUUGCAAAAACUGCUGGCAUGCAUCGCAAUGAGUGGGUUGAAAAUGCUGAUCGCUGGGUUGCUGGAUUUCUUGAAAUGUUUGAAGAAGGUUGCCAUAAAAUGGUACGAACCCUUUUAUGAAGCAUUUAUAUAUACAUGAUGCU